Molecule: messenger RNA, 2418 nt
Organism: Lachancea meyersii CBS 8951
Lineage: Eukaryota; Fungi; Ascomycota; Saccharomycetes; Saccharomycetales; Saccharomycetaceae
Source: the annotation of a GenBank genome assembly
AUGGAUCCGGAACUGCAGAUCAAGGCCCUGGUCGAUACCUUGGCUCCAAGAACUGCACACCAAUACAAGCUCUACCACACGAAGUACCUCCAAUGGUGUCGAGAUAAUCGCCUAGUCCGUUCGCCUGUGGCAGAUCAUCCUUACAAAGAUGUCAUCGUUACCGCGACCCUCGUGCAUUGGUUUAUACUCUCGAAAUUUGUAUGUGCCAAAGACUCGCAGCUGACGGUAUCUGUGCUGCGUAAAAUGAUCAGUGCCUUCAAGUUUCUACAUCGUGUGUGCAAGGCAUACGAACCGGAGUAUCCGUACGAUCUGGAUUAUGAAUACCUCGAAGGAGUGGCUCGUUUACAUGUUAGUGCCUGUGCUGAGAAAUCUCCAAUAUCGCCUCUCGACAUUGUGUCAUCCAACAUGUGGAGUCCACACGGGAAACGCUUCUCAGAGAAGUAUUUCAAGGGCGGCAUUGAGAAGCUGAGGUUUUUGGCUGAUUUCCACAUCCAGCAAUACUGGCACCUCAAUUUCGCUGAUCGAUCUCGGCUUACGCUAGGGGACCUUCUGGCUCCACAAGAAUCUCAAAUACUUUUGGUAGAUCGAGUUUCAGAAGACUCGCCCUCAACAAUACAAAGACUUGCCCUUCUCCGGCAAAACACGCCUUGGAAAUGUCCACUCACUACUUUAGCGGCGUACUUUUUUUUGCGCUUUUAUGGAGUUUCGAAGUAUUACCGAGGAGAUGGGUUUCCGGACCUUUUGGAAAGUGACAACUGGCGUUUCCUCCCAAUCAUUCGAGGAAAGUUUAUUGAUAAAUAUCCACGCGAGGAAACAAUGGCCAAUUACUACGCAGAUGUUUUCAGGACAUGCCAUCUAUCUUACAAAAGACGGGAGUAUUUUUACAACAAAACGGCCGAUAAUUGCCAGUACCCUCGAGUACGACGCAGCGAAUUCGAAGAUUUGCAAGACUUGGGGAACGGCAAGCAAAAUACCUUUUUCCCUGAGAAUAUUGGAAUUGAUUUCUUGAGGCACAUGAAUGGAGUUCCCGUUUACGAGCCUGCUGGUCCAGUCGAUGAUCACUCGAUAUCUGCUAUACCGCAAUCAUUGCUAGUUCAAGUUUUCCCAGAGGUGGAAUCAUACAAAAGAGCUGCUGGCAAACUGAGCGACGAUAGCAAACGGUUUCUGAAGGUACUAGAACUGCUGCGAGAUUGUCUCGUUGCAGCUUUACCCCUCAUUAACCACUUUUACCCAGAGCACGACCUUUUGAGAGACUCUGUCUUUCAAAGUACAGAAUUUCAAAGCUUUUGUCGACAAAAGAUCGAAGAAUUGCGUGCUAAGGAUGAGCUACAACAAUAUGAACCUGAGUCAUUCGACCUAAACAACACUGUUCAAGCUUCUAAUCCGGUAGAGAUACAAACAAUAGCAUCCAAGCCCUCUGCGGAGCUCACGCAGCAAGAAGCAGAAUCUGAGAGUCUUCACACUUUCCUUCGUGACCAGACUUUCCGUAUGGUUCAGUACCAAACUGCAACAAAUUUCCAUUUACUUUUGCAAUCCUUAAGUCGCGUCUUUGAAAAGCUGGAGACCAAAAAGAGUACCCGAGAGUACAUCCUAUAUCAAUUGGGAUCACUGGAACAAUCCUUGCAAGAGCGCAUCACGCAGAGCUCGCCCGAUGAUGUCAAACAAGAAGCUGACUCGAGUGCUGAUACUUUGGCGCCGUCCAAGCCCCCAGAUGCCUCCCAACAACCUGCGCUGUACGAUAGCGACGCGGAGGAUGAUGAAGACUACAAGGAGGACGGUUUUGAAGGAGACCCUAACAAUGAUGACGGCAAUACAAACCUGCAAAGUGAGCUUCAAACUUUAGUGUCACAGGUUAUGGAUGUAAAGUUCAAAGACGCAAUAGAAAAGCAAACUUACGAGAUUGAGUCGCGAGUUCAACAGCUCGUAGCCGCUCAGGUCAAAGAGGAAGUUCGCAAGCAAUUGGCGCAUUUGAUGAAUCGGGACUCGCCUUCGCUUACCCCACAGCCAACAGCGACGACGAUACUUGCCCCAAAACGGGCCCGAGAUGAUGAAGAAGAACAGUUGGAGCAAUCACGGGAGGCGCAAUUUGCUCUAUCGUCAAGCCUUGACAGCAUAGAAGACGUUGUGCUGGAGUGGUUUACGCCUAAUCCAGAAAUGGGGAACGAAUGUGUGCAUACAAUGAACCGUAAAUUUGGCAAGACUUGGAGGACAGCAUCCACAGAAACUUCAGAUCUCUACAGACAACGCAAGCUGAUUGUUGAAUUCUACAUAUGUCUGGUAAACCAGCGAAAGAUGGACAGAUACAAGGCUGUCGCUGUCUGUGAGAACUUGAGAGGCAGCGAAACGCUCGAAGCUUUCGGCAAUAAGCUCAGGCAGUGGAAAAAGCUUCACAACAAUAAUUUCGACGGCCUGGGGUAG